Manduca sexta (tobacco hornworm) is the source of this 3356-nucleotide messenger RNA. RefSeq names its product phosphatidylinositol transfer protein alpha isoform (gene vib). The transcript has 8 exons. The record is from RefSeq and is a predicted model, not a curated record. Gene Ontology annotation, biological process: phospholipid transport. The coding region runs from base 190 to 1008 and encodes 272 amino acids. Gene Ontology annotation, molecular function: phosphatidylcholine intramembrane carrier activity; phosphatidylcholine binding; phosphatidylinositol transfer activity. NCBI's taxonomy places the organism in Eukaryota, Metazoa, Arthropoda, Insecta, Lepidoptera, Sphingidae. Gene Ontology annotation, cellular component: cytoplasm.
UGACGUAAUAUCCGUUGCGUCAUAGCGAAGCAUGCGCCUUGUCAUUUUCAUUGGUCGGUCAUAGAUUAAAAUUACAAUAAUCUACCAAUAAUCGGGCCAUCGCUCAAGUCUCUUUCUGUGAUAAGUCUAUUUUACUGUGGUAGCGGACUGUCUGAUGUGCAUUUAAGUGAAACAAAUUAAACAUACAAGAUGAUUAUCAAAGAAUACCGCGUCACACUUCCCUUAACAGUUGAAGAGUACCAAGUUGCUCAACUGUACUGCGUGGCGGAGGUGUCCAAAAAUGAAACCGGCGGCGGUGAAGGAAUUGAGGUCAUAAAAAAUGAACCCUUCAAAGAUUAUCCUUUGCUCGGUGGCAAAUAUUCAUCGGGCCAGUACACAUACAAGAUAUACCACUUGGCGUCGAAGGUGCCGGCGUUCAUCAGGCUUCUGGCGCCGAAAGGCUCCCUUGAGGUCCAUGAAGAGGCGUGGAACGCUUACCCAUACUGCCGGACCGUGCUCACGAACCCUGGGUACAUGAAGGAGAACUUCGUCAUAUGCAUAGAGUCGCUGCACGUGCCCGACGCCGGUGACCAGUACAAUGUGCACGAGCUCCCGCCGGAAAAGCUAAAGAACCGCGAGGUGGUGCAGAUAGACAUCGCGAACGACCCGCUGCCGUCCGCGGACUACAAGCCCGAGACCGACCCGACCAAGUUCAAGUCCGCGAAGACCGGCCGCGGCCCGCUCGUCGGGCCCAACUGGAAGAACGAUGUCAAGCCGGUGAUGACUUGCUACAAACUCGUCACGGCCGAGUUCAAGUGGUUUGGACUGCAGAGCAAAGUAGAAAAUGUAAUUCAGAAGUCAGAGCGGCGGUUGUUCACCAUAUUCCAUCGGCAAGUGUUCUGCUCGAUGGACGACUGGUACGGCAUGACCAUGGCCGACAUCCGCGCCAUCGAGGACCGCACCAAGGAGGAGCUCGAGAAACUCCGGCGCGAGGGCGAGGUGCGUGGCAUGCGCGCCGACAACGAGUAAGCGCGAGCACCGAACGAACGCGAUCGAACGCGCGCGCCGCCACGUGCGUUCGGCGAGCGUGUCACCGCCGCCUCGGGCGCCGCUCUGUAAGCAACUUGACAUAACCAUAGCCCCAUACGUUGAUUAGAUCUAUUAUAUUAAUAUAUAGCCGACAAACUUGAGUUUGAAUUUGGAAUUCAAACGCACGCAGGUUUGACGCGUGACGUGUAAUAUAUUUUACGUCCCCCCUCCCCGCCCUACAUCUCUGAUUUGGUUUUGUAUAGAAGUUAAUUGGCUCAUUGUAAUUAUGUGUAUCUUCGAGGGGAACACGUCGGAUGCAGCCCGAUCUGACUGCUUCCCCACGUGAAGCAAUAAUGUCCUUACUUCCGCGCUCGGCAAAUAUUUCACGCUCAUGCAAUGCCCGAGCUUUGAGCGUUUGAGAUUGCGUUACGGUAGUGUUAUCGGGAAUAAUUGCGGUGUCGUCGACCGUGUACAUUAGCAGAACUAUGAAGUAUUAUUAUCAUUUAUGUAUGUCGAAUACAUGUUUGAUUAACUGGUUUGUUUCGGCGCGCAGUAUUCUCUAGCGAUAACACCACCAUGCGGCACAACUGCUGGCAGUUGUGACAUUACUUACAUAGCAUUUAAUAUAGAAUAUAUUUUUAUGUCGAGUCUGUCCAUUUCACUUCUUCUCGUCCAGUGUUUUAGUAUUCGAAAAUCUCGUUUGGAAACAUUGACGUGUAGCGUUAGUUAAUGUAAAUUCCGCUUGAACAUAACUGGGGACGUGUUUACCGAUCUCGGUUGACGCUUGGGCAUCGUUUACCAUUAGAGAAAUGGAGUUGCGGUUUAGAUAAUAUAAAAAAAAAGUAUAUAUAAUAAUAAUAACAAUUUAAGUGGAUGUAGUCAUUAAUCAACAGGUAGUGUUGCCGUUAUCUAUUUAUUAGUAAUGUAAUACAAUACAAGCUCUUGUGGAAAUCUAGCAACGACAUUGAAAUUAUAUCAGGUGGCAUUAUAGCUCGGUGUUUAACAUUACAAUUGUUUGAUAAUAUUAUAAAUAACGUGUUUAGUUGUGGCCGCGUGCUGCGGACCACGUUUGGCUGUUGUGUAUUUAUAUGAUUAAUAUAAAUGAAUAUAUCUGUAAGUGAGUUGCGCAUUGUCUUUCGGCAUGAUGUCUCGGUAAAUUUAUUGGUGCAAUAUAAGUUAAUGGCGUGCGUAUUCCGUUCGCACGUCUCGGUGUUUUGGUCUAACGAUGCGUCCGACGUAAACUGACCUAUGUGUCUUAUGUAUGGAAUUUCGUAUUUUAUCGUGUAAAAUAAAAUCAAUUUAUAAAACAGAUGAUUUAUAAAGCAGUUUGACAGUAUAGAGUUGUAAAUGUUGAAUGUUAUCGCACUUGGGUCAGUUUACGAGGCGCGCUACGUUCUACGGGUGUUGCAAGUAUAAUUGUUUCCUAACUAACUCUGCGGGUUGGUCGGCCGUCUCUUGGUGCUUUUAUGGGGGAUAUCGUUUAUAUAAUCCGAGGGUUUCGGUACGUUGCGCAACACCCGCGGUUAUAGCGUCUGCAUGUAUAUUUUUUUGUAAUUAAAAAUAAGUUUUGUUGUUUAACAAAUCAGUAUUUUAAUAUUUGUGUGACAUUCCAUGUACCGACGGUAACUAAAUAUGAAAAAAAUUGUUUCUAGUUUGAUUUGCUACUUAAUAUUAUUUCAUUAUAUUUAAUAGCUCUCUGUAAUGUGUCCGUUGUACGCGCGGUACGUUCCGUGCCGUAUUGCAUUGAUCAGUACAAUUUAUGUUAUCAAAUUAGUUUUUAUGUAAAAAAUUUGCAUUCUCAAAUCUUAUGUUUCUUUCUAUUUGCAAUAGUUGUGUAUUUAUUUGUCUCACCAUGCCUGUUGCGGGCUCCCGUAGAUGUCGAAAAUCACUCAAAUAUUCCUAACGUUCAUGUUUGAACUCUCUCCGGGAGCUCUCGAGAGGUGCCAAUUUUAUAACCGCUUAAUGAUGCACUUUUGUUUUUAAGUUUUUUUUACUUAUGUUGUAAUAAGUUUUACAUCAAAUACAGCGUGAUAUAUAUUUGCAGUAGUCUUUUUUUUUAGUAGAAAUUAGAUUUUUUUGCAACCCUCAUCAAUAAGGCUUGUUUUUUAUACAUUUUAGUUGCCAACUUAGUACCUCGCGUACUCAAAUAUAGUGGUAAUUUCAUAGCUAGCGCAAUUUUUCCGUAUAAAUGUCGUAAUGUCGGAAUUAAUCCGUAUUUAUUAUAACUAUGAAUCAACUUGACCAUCCAUAGAAUAUUCUACAGCAAAACUGUAAAUGUAGGCUUCUUUGCUUCGAUGUUAAUAGCUUAUUUGUUUCAGUUACCAAAUAAAAUUACAUACAAAUUUGCA